AUGUAUUGAGUAUAAAAGAAGACGACAUAGAAGUACCAAGUAGUGUAAGUGACAAUAUAUCUGAGGAUGCAGAUGACACACAACCAGAUGAUAUGCAAGACACGAUCUCGAGAGAGAUGCUGGAUAUGGCCACAGAGACAGCUGAUAGUGUACCUACGUUGGACGUGCCUGUGGUGUACACGGGUUCUCAAUUAGCACAAACUGUGGACGACCUGAAUAGGGAACAGAAGCUCUACAGACAGUAUGUUAUACUCGACGGUGUUGGAUUAGAUGAUGUUGUUAAGAUCAGAUGA
This is a messenger RNA of Sphaeroforma arctica JP610, 293 nucleotides long. RefSeq lists its product as hypothetical. The transcript has a single exon. NCBI's taxonomy places the organism in Eukaryota, Ichthyosporea, Ichthyophonida. The annotation marks the transcript as partial. The record is from RefSeq and is a predicted model, not a curated record.